AUGGCUACUGCUUCUACUUCUACUCCAACUCCAACAGGGACAGCUUCCAUACCAAUUCCAUGGGAGGAAACUUUCCCAACUGGUAAUGCCUCUCCAGCACGAAAAGAAGAGGAAACAAACGGAACUGGUCCUGGAUUAGGAGGGGCAGCAGAUCGGAGUGGGGGUUAUAACAGACGGUAUGGAGGACGUAACGGGUUUGGAUACAACAGUGCUCAGAGAAUGGUGUUUGAUGGAAAGCGUAUGAGAAAAGCAAUACAACGACGUACUGUGGAUUUUAAUUGCUCGAUCGGAAAAUACAUACAGGAAAGGGUAUGGAGUCGCGGUCAUAACAAUAUGAGGUUCCUUCGGCCGAAUCCUAAUUUUGUAAUUGAUCUUCUUCCGCCAUCUGCUUACCUCCAUAAUCCUGUGAACGCAGUUGCGACUAAAUUCGUACAUACCUCUACCAAUAAAAAUCGAUAUCCCGUCAAUGUUGUUCGAUGGACUCCAGAAGGAAGACGUCUGAUCACUGGUUUGUCUAGCGGUGAAUUCACAUUGUGGAAUGGACUAACAUUUAAUUUCGAGACAAUAUUACAGGCCCACGAAUCAGCAGUGCGAGCUAUGAAAUGGUCCCACGACGACAAUUGGAUGGUCACCGCCGACCACAAAGGUAUCAUCAAAUACUGGCAAUCCAACAUGAACAACCUGAAGAUGAUUGAAGGGCAUAAAGAGGCGAUACGAGAUUUAUCGUUCUCCCCAACCGAUACUAAAUUUGCAACUUGCUCUGACGACGGAAUGAUCAAAAUCUGGGAUUUCACGGAAGGCGUUGAGGAAGGAGCUCUUUCAGGACAUGGCUGGGAUGUAAAAGCCGUAGAUUGGCAUCCGUACAAGUCUUUACUAGCCUCAGGAUCAAAGGACAAUCUGAUAAAGUUCUGGGAUCCUAAAUCUGGAAAGAAUGUGGAUACGUUGCAUGGCCACAAGAAUCCUAUUCUUGGGCUUCAGUGGAACAAGAAUGGAAAUUGGCUGGGAACCGCGGCAAGGGAUCAACUAGUGAAAGUGUACGAUAUCCGUAUGAUGAAAGAUUUGCAGACGUUUAGAGGACACAAGAAGGAAGUGUGUUCCAUCGCAUGGCAUCCGUUUCAUGAGCGGUUGUUGGUCACGGGGGGUUCAGAAGGCUCGCUUAUGUUCUGGAUCGUAGGACAAAACACAGUUGUAGACUCUGUAGAAUUUGCGCAUGAAUCCAACGUAUGGUCACUCGAUUGGCAUCCAAUAGGCCAUGUUCUUGUAUCUGGUUCCAAUGACCAUACAACACGAUUCUGGACAAGACCUCGUCCCGGUGACAUGGUUCAAGACAAAUUCCAUGUGGGUAAACAGAAAGCAGAAGAAAUGGGAUUGAAGGACGUGGAUGUUGAAGAAGACGAUUUUGUGCCCGGACUGAAUAUGUUCAAUGCUAAUAAUACGUUGAGCAAUGUAGAUGACUUUGUGCCUGGACUGAACAUGUACAAUUCAAAUAAUUUAAUGAAUGGAUAG
Paraglomus brasilianum is the source of this 1506-nucleotide messenger RNA. NCBI's taxonomy places the organism in Eukaryota, Fungi, Glomeromycota, Glomeromycetes, Paraglomerales, Paraglomeraceae. The record is from the annotation of a GenBank genome assembly.